AUGGAAGGAAGUAUGUCAUCCAGCUCAGUAACGUACAACUAUAAAGAUCCGUUAAACUUGUUGGCUUCGAUUAUUAUGAUUGUGAAUGGAAUCUUUGGUAGUGUCUGCAAUCUUUCAAUAGUCUACAUCUUCAUGUAUGUCCCAAAAGAAAAAACUUCUUUUAAUUUGAUUUGUGUCUUUCGUAGUCUUGGAAACACUAUCAUACUACUAUGGGGAUUUAUUGCAACGUUUGUGCCAAUUACUUUGACAGGCCAAUCGCAAUUCUGGAAACCUUAUGAAACGGUUGUGAUCAUCUCAUGUAACAACAUCUACAUGGUCAUUCAAUACAGUGGAGUUUUUAUUGCAGUAAAUAGGUUUUGUGCUUUGUUUUUACCAAUAGUUUACAAAAAACUAUUUCACAUCAAAACCACUUUUAUACUUACAAUGAUAAUAAUUGCUUUGAAGCUUAUUGAUAACUUGAAUUACCUCAUUACUUUUUUGCCAAUUGAAUGCUUUACAUUUUAUUCUUCCAACAAUCUUGCAUGGGUACCAAAUAUUCAAUCACAUUGCCACAUUGAUGAUAAUGUUCCGAAUCCAUUCAACUCAACUGCAUUUGUCCUUAUUGUUAUCAUCUUCAUAAAUGUUGCCAAUUUCAUCAGGAUCCGCAUGUUUUACAAAUCAACUGAAACUGAAGUGGCAGAAAAGAAACGAAAAAUGAAGAAGAACACUGUAUUGUUUGGUCAAACAUUAUUUCAAGAUUGCAUUAUGUUGUUUGAUAUGCUUUUCACAUUCAAACUAGCAGGCAUCAGUAAGGAAAGAUAUUGGACAUUUUUCAGUGGAACACUUGUAUGGGAAUUAGUUCACUCUCUUGAUGGAUUUGUAAUGGUUAUGUUCAAUGAAAGACUAUCGUUCCUUAAAAAUAAAAUGUUUCAUCCGAGUAAUGAUGUCAGCCACACUCAAGUGAUUAAAGUGGUUUCUGCUCGUUACUGA
Molecule: messenger RNA, 969 nt
Organism: Caenorhabditis elegans
Lineage: Eukaryota; Metazoa; Nematoda; Chromadorea; Rhabditida; Rhabditidae
Gene: srx-82
Product: 7TM GPCR serpentine receptor class x (Srx) domain-containing protein
Exons: 6
Coding region: 1-969 (322 amino acids)
Source: RefSeq, marked reviewed